AUGGUGCCCUCCCUGAUGUCCAACCUGCGCAAGCUUCAGGCUGGUGGCAAGGUCGACAUGGACAGCGGAAUCGACCUUGAUUCAGAGCCUCACUGGCUCAUGUGGCUGGAGCACCUCAAUGCCCUGGAGGCUGCGGAGGAGCAGGAGGCGGUGUGCAGGGUCAUUGCCCGCAGCCGGCUGGCACAGGAGCCCAUGCUCGAGCAGCCCGCCAGCCCUCGCCAUGGCGCCAGCAUGCAGGCGGGGAGCACCGGUUGCGGCGCCAGCGUGCAGGCAGGGAGCUCCAGCCGCGGUGCCAGCGUGCAGACAGGAAGCCCAGGCCUCAGCGUCUGCAAAGUAGAGCCCGGGAGCCCGCCCUCCAUAUUCGAGGAUCGCCAGGCCAGCCCCCUGCAGGACAGCCUGCAGGGUGCCAGCCAGACGUCGCUCCUGGCAGUUGCCUGCCGCUUUGGGGCUGGGCCAGAGGGAUCGAUCGACAUGCACGCCUUCCUAGACAUCCUCCGACGGCCAGGCAUGUGGAGGGGCACUGCCCCACCCCCCCGCCCCUUCCUGCUGAUGCUCUGGGCACUGCGCAGCCACGGGUGGACGGCCCGGGCCCUCGCGCGCUUGCUGGCUCUGCUCCAGUCCCCAGGGCGCCUGAGUGGGGCAAUGUGCUGCGAGCCCCUCGCCAGCGAGGCGGAGCGAGCGGCGCUGCUCGAUGCGGCCAUGCAUGGGGCGUGGUCGGAGCUCCCCCGCGGGCCAGGCUCGGUGGCUCAGGCCUCGGAGACGGAGACGGAGGGCGAGGCGUCUCUGACCCCAGACAUUCUCCAGUCUCCCGGCGAGGCCAUGGAUGUCGACCCGCCCCAGACCCAGACGGCAGAGAGCGGUGGGGAACCGAUGUAUGUGCAGCGUGAGGCCGAGCCUGAGUGCGGCCCGGGCACGUUUGCCAGCCAAGCAGCGAGUGCUGAGGCAGAGGCAGCCGCCGUCGCUGCCGACGAGGCACCUGCAGUCUCGGCAACCGAUGCUGAGAGGGAUGCGUGUCUCUUGAGUGCGUCCCGGGCCCUGCUGCAGACCGCAUGGGCUGUUUUGGACAAGGUGCUGGAGGGCGCGGCUCGCGAUGAGCCCCUGCGGCGGACGUUCAGGCACUUCCUGCAACCACCCAGGCCGGCCUGGGGAGGUCUGCCCCCCCUGCCGCCCCCCUUCACGGCCUUCGACCAUACAGAGGAGCGGGGAGGGGAGGUGCGUGCCGCCGUCGACCCCGCCCGCGCCCACCCUCUGGCGGAGCUGGCGGGCUGGAGGGACGAGGCCCUGACCGUGCAGUGGCGCUGGCAGUACCAGCGGUACAAGGACCUGCUGAGGAAGCGCGCACGCACGGCCCACGAGCCGCGGCUCAGGGUCGUGGCCCACCUGCUGCACGACUCAGCGCGGGCGAGCAUGCGGCGCGCGCUGGCGGCGAUGCCCCGCCUGCCCGGCACACCCCCCGCCGACCUCCUGCUCCUGGCCGACGCUGUGACCACCUUCAAGGCCCCCACCAGAGCCACCUGGCUGCGGCGCUACGCGAGGCUGACGUGGCGGCUGGCUCAGCUGCCACCCGACGUCGCCGCCGUCUUUGAGGCGGGGCGCGCGGCGGGGCUGAGAUUGGCGGUGCUGCAGAGGGCGCUGGCGCGGUACCAGGCCGCCCAUCCCCCUGGCUAA
Molecule: messenger RNA, 1668 nt
Organism: Auxenochlorella protothecoides
Lineage: Eukaryota; Viridiplantae; Chlorophyta; Trebouxiophyceae; Chlorellales; Chlorellaceae
Exons: 9
Coding region: 1-1668 (555 amino acids)
Source: RefSeq, a predicted model, not a curated record